AUGCGCGGCGCAUAUCGAAUGCCGCUGUUUCCAAUUCACGAUUUCUAACAUCCAUUUCAUUUGGGAUAGUUCUAGUUUUCUACGUGACCACAUACAAUGACUGAGGCUGAAUUCUACAAGCCUUGACAUGUCCGUGAAGAAAUGCUGGUAUUCUCGAUAUAAGAAAGGAACCUUUUUCCAUUUUAUGAACGAUCAAACCAGGCGGGUGCAUUUUUAAAUAUAGGGCGCCUACACUACAUAUUUUCACAUAGGAUGACUGAACGGACUCCGCACAUAGCCUACUGCUGGAGAUACAAGAGGAUUUAUUAUAAUUUAUGUGAAAACGAAGCCGUUUAUGAUGUAUAUAAAGGUUGAAACAUUUUUUCUCUAUUUUUGAUCGAGGGUCUUCACGGACCAAGCUUGGAUUGUUCUCUACAAAGGCUUCUUGAGCUGUUUUAUGGUUUAAUGUCCAUCGUUAUUUCCAGGAUUAUGUUUAUCAGCGCUAGCAUUCUGUUGAUGACAUUCACCGAAAAAAUAAGGAGGCAACUGUGAAACAACAUUUGUCUGAAGUGGAAAUUACAAUUUGUUCUCGUCUGUCACUGUGAUGAGAAUUUAUUGCUGAACAUCGCCAGCUUAUGGAAAACCCGAAGACAUGACAUGCACACGAAAAAAGAGGAAACGAUCCUUUUUGUUCUUUAAAACCUGCGUUUAUAUAAAUGGUCUGCAACAGGCUUAAUUGACGGGAAGAGACUUGCAAAAGCAUUUGACUAUAGGCUAUAGCAUUUGACUACAUAUUACGAUAUAGCCUACGAUUUAAAAGAGGUGACAAUCCCCAAGAAGUAGGCUAUUAAUUAAUUUGUUAUUUAGGCUAUGUUUCCAGUAGAAAUUGCGACUGAACUGAAAUUGCGAAUCACGCCUAAAUUAAUUUAUAUUUUUAAUUGACACACGUUUUGAUGACCUCUCUAUAUUAUUUAGCCUACUAAUUCGACAUGAUCUUUGAAUUAUCGUAUUUUUGAUGUGGGCUGCAACAAUCUCAACGGCCUAGAAUAAAAGCAAAAGCCUUUGUCUCGAGGACAAACAUAAUAAAUAAGAGCCUGUAAUAAGAAAAAGAGGAAGAGAAGAUUGGCGCCGCAAGAAACGAGGGGCAUAGUACAACAUGGGGCAAGGUGGACUGAAUCGCUCUGGUUCCAUGUGAGUUCCAGAAGAAAGGCAACCACGAGGACAAAGGAAAGGGCAGCUGGAGGAGGAGGAGGAGGAGGAGGGGAAGGAGGUGGAGUGGAUUUCAGGAGAUACGAGGACGUGAAACAAUUCGGGGAGCAAACAGGAUGGCCAACGGAAACGAGAGUAGUGAUGGACCCAGUGGCUCCCUGGCGGCAGUGGUGGCGACUACAGGUGGGAUGGUGGCCGGGGGCCAAUCCUCAGCCAUUUCAACCUACAUAAAACUGGUGCUACUGGGGCUGAUCAUUUGCAUCAGCCUGGUAGGGAACCUUGUGGUCUCCCUGCUGGUUUUGAGGGACCGGGCUUUACACAAAGCACCCUAUUACUUCCUUCUUGACCUGUGCCUGGCUGAUACCAUCCGCUCAGCAGUCUGCUUCCCCUUUGUUUUGGUGUCCAUCAAGAAUGGCUCGGCCUGGACCUACAGCGUGCUUAGCUGCAAGGUGGUGGCCUUCAUGGCCGUCCUCUUUUGCUUCCAUGCCGCCUUUAUGCUUUUCUGUAUAAGUGUGACACGCUACAUGGCCAUUGCCCACCACCGAUUCUACUCGAAGCGCAUGACCUUCUGGACCUGCGUGGCGGUUGUGUGCAUGGUUUGGACGCUGUCAGUGGCCAUGGCCUUCCCACCUGUCUUCGAUGUGGGCACCUACAAGUUCAUCCGCGAGGAGGACCAAUGCAUCUUCGAGCAUCGUUACUUUAAGGCCAACGAUACACUGGGCUUCAUGCUGAUGCUGGCUGUGCUCAUCCUGGCCACGCAUGUGGUCUACAUGAAGCUGCUGCUCUUUGAGUACAAGCACCGCAAGAUGAAACCUGUCCAGAUGGUGCCAGCCAUAAGCCAAAACUGGACCUUCCACGGGCCUGGCGCCACCGGCCAGGCAGCAGCCAACUGGAUCGCAGGUUUCGGCCGGGGCCCCAUGCCGCCUACUUUGCUGGGCAUCCGGCAGAACUUACACAACCAGAACCGGCGCCUACUGGGCAUGGAGGAGUUCAAGGCAGAGAAGCAACUCGGCAGGAUGUUCUAUGUGAUAACUCUGCUUUUCCUGGUGCUUUGGUCUCCCUAUAUAGUGGCCUGCUAUUGGCGCGUGUUUGUCAAGGCCUGCACGAUACCGCACCGGUACCUCUCCACCACAGUGUGGAUGAGCUUUGCCCAGGCUGGGGUCAACCCCAUUGUCUGCUUUUUCCUCAACAAAGACCUGAAGAAGGGGCUCCUGGCUCACCUGCCUGCUUGCUGCAGGACUAAACCUCAUCUGCCCCGAGAGCCUUACUGUGUCAUGUGAGAAGAGACACUGGUCUGUACCUGGGAGGGUUGUGAGUGGGUUACAUGAGGUUUUGGGAAUUAUUAAGUGGCAAGAGGAUACUUUUGAGUUGUUGUGGCCUUUGAUUCAAUGCAAGAUGCUUUCAAGGAGUGGGUCAGAACCACUGAGAUGAAUGUCAAUCUAAUUUCACCUUAAUUAUAAUACUUAAUUACUUUGUCUCAGUGAAAGAUAGCAUAUGUGUCAUGAAUGGAUCUCAUUUAAACCCAAAUCUGAUAAGAGGACUAUUGAUCACCACAGGGGCAUGUAAACAAUGCAGUGUAGAAAGCAAGACAAACAUGUGAAGUUUGCUUCAACACAGCAUAUGUACCCAAAUAUUACCUGGGACAAAAGUAAUGCGCCUUUGGUUCAUUUAAGAUUUUUUUUAAACAACCAGUGAUGUAUUUGGCACCAGUUAGUGCCAGAAAUCCAUUAAUUUAUAGUUUUAUAAAUACCUGAUCAUUAGCAAUUAACCUUCAGCUAAAACUAUACCGUUUUACAAUUGUCAAAUUAAGUUUUGGAAAUGAUUUCAGACACAUUUGACUCUAUUGGUUUUAUGUCUGUUUCUGAGGUGAAAAGGAAGUAAACAAAAGGAUAUUUACCAUCCUGAUUUCUAUCACUCAAGCACUAGUGUUAAAUAACUCAAAUCUAAAUGUGAAACAUUUUCACAAAACUACCAAUGACAAGAGAAUGGCAAUUAGCUAUUCAAACAAUAGUGUCAGUCUGGACCUACCAUUGAGAUUUAAAGUGAAUGUAAACAAGUGAGUGUAAUUACAUUACAUACUCUGUUAAUUCCUUAACACAAAAUGUCAGAUGGUCUUCUAGGUUUUCUUGUGAAUGACUAAGAGGAGUGUACUGCAUAUCCUCUAUCUGCUUGAAUCAAAGGCAUCAGUAACACACUACAAUUGUGGGAAAUCAUUACUUUUGUACAAAAUAUACUGGCACUUGUUGCCUUGAGUGGCUGUAUUUUUUUAUUUAUUCUAAAUUAGUUAUUGUAUUUAUUUAUCCAACUUCAAAUAUCUUUAAAUUAUUCAUACUAGUUUUGAUGCUUUGCACAACUGCCCUUAAACAAAUACUUUUACUGAAUAUACUUAAUAUUUAGUGACAUUUAUGGAAGUCAAAACAUAUCAAGGUUACCCCCUUGCAAGUAAAAACAUUCUGGCAUGAAUUUAAUUCAUGAAUGUGUGCUAUUGGAGUCUAAUUUGGUGUGCACAUAAUUUGAGGCAAUGAAACUAGAUGAUCUGAGAUUUGUUUUUACAACUCGCUGACAAUAUCAAGUUUGUGUUACUUGACUGCAAUGAGCUGAACAGCAGGGAAGCCAUCAGAGAAUAAUGCAGUUAUAGUUGCUAAAUGCAUGUUAACAUUUAGUAUAAAUAUGUGAAAAGGCAAAAGCUGAAAACAUGACAAAAUGUGUGUGGUCAAUACAAUACUACAUUGUUUCUGAUAAAAAAAACUGACUGAGAAAGUUAAUGCUAAUUUGAAUAAGGGUUGUAUUGUUGGUGAUUGCAGAAAUGUUGGAAUCACUUAAUUCAUCUGGGGAAACCGUGUAGUUUCCAUGGAAUGCUAUGCCUGAUAAUAGUUUAUUACUUCAUGCUAGGGAUGGACUAAACGAUCUGUGACAGAUUGGAGACAGACAAUAUCCAAGUAAUCAGUCAAUCUUUCUUGAUUUUGACGAUACUGAGAAACUAGUUGAUGACAUCAACAUUUCGGCCAUGUUUCUCUCGUUAAUGUUGAUAGUUUGGUUGGGUAGUAAAAUGAUCAUGGGUAAAACUAAAAGACUACUUGCGCUCAUCCUUCUAAACAGAACAUAUGACUAGAGGAAUGAACAUUUGAAAGGGUAUCAGACGAAAAUCAGCAAUCAUAUUGCUACCUUUCUCCCCCAAAACCCAUCCCUUCUUAAUGUGGCAUUUAAGUACAGAACAUUCCCUUGAAAUGAAUUAAGUAGGAGACAAGUUCAUUAAGUUUUGACCAGAAUGUUCAGACCUUUAGAUAUAAUACUUCAAUCAUAAACCACCAUAACUUAUAAUGGUCUACGGGGUUUAACCAUGACCACAGAGAGCUUAAGUCUGACGUAAUUUUGCAUUGUAAAACACUAUCUGAUUCAGCCAAUAAUCCAACCUUGAUUUUGUUUAAAUCAGCUUUAACACAAAUGUAUGAAAAUUGCUACUAGCUGAUAAGCUCCUAACUGUUCAAAGAAUGGAACUACAAACGCGAAUCAGUUUCUGACAUCCACAUAAAACCACAUUCCACAGGCAAGUUAGGCCGCACUAUACACAUUAGUGUAUAGGACAGUCUAUAGGCCUAUCAUCAGCAUGCAAACAGUGUCGAGAAUAAGGUGUAUGUGUGUUGAGUUUGUAUGAUUCAUGAGCUCACAACAUAUUCAUAAACUUGAAGCUGAACCAAUUCAUAUUAAUUAAGCAUGCGACUGAUGUUGUAGUUUCAUUCUCUGUAGUCCAACAGUUGGUUUCUUAUUAGCUUUUUAGAAAUCCUGAAAAAAGUUGGACUUUUGGAUUGACACAGGUUAAUUUGUAAAACAGAACAUAAGCUCUUAAUGUUGGUGUUUUUUCUCCUUGAGAAAAAAAUUAAUGGAUUGUUGGUGACUUAAUUCCAGCAGUAGGACAAUAGACUUUUGCUCUCUUUUUACAAUUCUUGUCCACACCAUGAUAAAUGUAUUAUUACACUAGUUAUUUUCUUAACAUCCUUAAAUUGAUUUGGAAUGCGCAACAAGUAUAAGCCAGGACACAGAGAUUGUAAUAUCUAAGUGAAUGUCAAAGAGAAGUCUGGAAACGUUAUAUCCUGUGUGUUGGGAGUGGAAAAACAAUACCCAAAAAGCUUAACAAUAACAACACACAUCAAAGAAUUUAACUGUCAUUUUUAUUAUCAGCAUUAUGGCCUUACUCCGCAAAAAUGUUUUGUUAUAACUUGAGUUGACUGCUGUAUGCCUCUAUGUGUUUAAGUAAUAAAUAUCAAAGGAAUUAUUCAGAUCAAUGGGGAGAACACAACACUGUGUAACUAUUGCCAUUUGGAGGACACAUCUCUUCCCACACAACCUUAAAAGUCAUAAACUCUAAGGAAGAGGAUUAAGAAAAACUGUUUGCUAAAUUGGAACACAGGAGUGUACAAUUUUGAGAGA
This is a messenger RNA of Osmerus eperlanus (European smelt), 5616 nucleotides long. RefSeq names its product G protein-coupled receptor 173 (gene gpr173). The coding region runs from base 1305 to 2468 and encodes 387 amino acids. The transcript is spliced from 2 exons. Gene Ontology annotation, molecular function: G protein-coupled receptor activity. Gene Ontology annotation, biological process: G protein-coupled receptor signaling pathway. NCBI's taxonomy places the organism in Eukaryota, Metazoa, Chordata, Actinopteri, Osmeriformes, Osmeridae. Gene Ontology annotation, cellular component: plasma membrane. The record is from RefSeq and is a predicted model, not a curated record.